GAACAAACAUGACCUGCUAAGCUGAGCCAGAGCCAAAACCAUAGCUCUCCCUCUCACUCUCUCUCUUGCAGGCCAAAAAUUGAAAAAAAAAGCGGAAAAAUCCCACAAAAAAACCCCAUUUUGAAGAUUGCUAAUAAAAUUUGAAAAAAAUAAAGAAGCACCAGAGGAAAAGAUUUCCCGAAAUGCAAAAUCGAAGCAUUGCGCUGCUCUCGUCUUUUUCUGAUUAAUCAUUUUUAUAUGUUCUGCAACGUUCUUUCUCCCGGGCCGGCUAUGGAAUCUUCACUCCACAGAGCUCUCUCCGUUUCCCGGUCCUCCGAUUUCGCCUUUUCAUCUUUGAUCUGCCUGGCAUUUCCUACUCUGUAGCAUCUUUCGUAAGAGUUCAGUGGUAGAUUAUGGCCGAGUCGAAUUCAGUUGACGUGAUUCUAGACUUCUUGCGGAGAAACCGGUUCACUAGAGCCGAGGCAGCUUUGCGGAGUGAGCUUGGCAAUCACCCUGAUCUGAAUGGAUUCUUUCAGAAACUUUCUCUUGAAGACAAGGAGUCAGGGGGAGUUCUAGAAGAACGUACAGGGAGCAAACCAUCAGCCAACUUUCCGAGCUCUGGUUCCCGAGAUAGUCGUGAGGUUUCUAAAGAACUUAUAGUUAAAGAAAUCGAGUGCAGUACUGACAGAAAAGGAUCUGAGGGUAGCUGGGAAGCUUCUGCCUCAACUGAUGAUCGAAAUGCGAACCCCAGCGAAACAAUUGGUGGAAUAGAUUCUGGGGAUACUGUCAUUGAUUUAUAUUCUUGGAAGUCUACUCCUAACAAUGGUCUUAACGUCUAUCAGAAUGAUAGAGCUAGUACAAGAAAUUUCUCUGGUAGAACAACAGAGCAAAGAUCUAGAGAGGAGGUUCCCUUCUCAAGUGCGAAGAAAAGUGCAUCGCAGGUUAGUAUUACUGGUGCUGCCAACCCUGAUUCUAACAAUAGCAAAAUUCAGACAAGUGAACCUAUUGAGUUUGGUCAGCAAGUUAAGACUACUGUGUCAUAUCCUGCUGAGAACCCAUGGGCAAGAGCUGAGGUGCCUACAAGCUCUUCAGUGGACAUAUGGAAGGAUUGUUCUCUGAAGACUGUCUUGCCAUUCUCCAAGCUUGACGAAUCCACUAGCUAUGAACCUACUGCUAACACUUCAGAUAAGAAGGAAGGUAAAAAGAAAGCUGAUACAGCUGAUGUAAGGGCUUCCAUCAAAGAACAGGUUGAUGAAAUUGGCAGAGCUUUAUAUCUUGGUAAGUCACAUGCGAGUGCUGAACCAAAGAAGUUUAGUACUUCUGGGUUUGCUCUUGCAUCUGAUAGUUCCAGGGAAGAGUUUCCAAGGCUUCCACCUGUUAGACUUAAGUCAGAAGACAAAUUAUUGAAUGUCAACUGGCAGGAGAAGUUUGAGCGUGAUAAGCCAGGGGCAAAAAUUAGCAGUGCUGAUAGUUCCUUCCUUAUUGGGUCAUAUCUCGACGUUCCUAUCGGGCAGGAAAUCAACUCUUCAGCUGAUGAUUCAGGUGGAAAAAGAAUUGCAGGAGGCAGCUGGCUCUCCGUGAGUCAGGGAAUUGCAGAGGACACUUCUGACCUUGUUUCUGGUUUUGCUACAGUGGGCGAUGGAUUGAGCGAGUCUAUUGACUAUCCAAAUGAAUAUUGGGAUUCUGAUGAAUAUGAUGACGACGACGAUGUUGGUUACAUGAGGCAACCUAUAGAGGACGAGGCUUGGUUUCUGGCUCAUGAAAUUGAUUAUCCUAGUGACAAUGAGAAGGGGAUGGGACAUGGGAGUGUUCCAGAUCCUCCAGAAAGAGGUCCAACAAAAGAUGAUGAUGAUGAUCAGUCCUUUGCUGAGGAAGACUCUUACUUCUCUGGGGAGCGGUACUUCCAGUCAAAAAACGAUGAGCCUGUCACAGCUUCCGAUGAUCCCAUCGGACUGUCAGUGACUGAAAUUUAUGGAAGAACUCAUGAGAAUGACUUGAUGGCACAGUAUGAUGGACAACUGUUGGAUGAAGAAGAGUUAACUUUGAUGCGCGGUGAACCUGUGUGGCAGGGGUUUGUCACUCAGACUAAUGAAUUGGUUUUGCUAGGGGAUGGGAAAGUACUCAAUGACUCUGGAAGGGCACGCUUGGAUGAUGUUUGUAUGGAUGAUGAUCAACUUGGAUCGGUUCGAUCAAUUGGUGUGGGCAUUAACAGCGAUGCUGCUGAUUUUGGGAGUGAAAUGCGCGAAAGCAUGAUUGGUGGUAGCAGUGAAGGGGAUCUGGAGUACCUUCGUGAUAAUGAUAUUGGGGCUGGGGGUUAUAGACCUAGUCAUCAAGAUUCAGAGAAGUCAUAUGUUGAUAAACAAAGCAAGGAUAGAAAGAGGGCCAGCAAACAAGAUUCAGGUAACUUUGGCAAUGAAAAUGUCACUUCUACUCAUCUCAAAUCUCACAUAGAUGGAGGAUUCUCAUUUCCUCCACCAUUGAGGGAUGACCAAGCUGCCCAGGCAGGGUCUAGCAAGUGGUCAAACAAGUCUGAUGCUGUUAUGGUUGAUGAAACCAAUGACCAUUUGGAGGCUUUGACGGUGCAUGAUGACAUGCUUGCUGGGUGGAAGCAGAAAAGUAGUGGGUCUUCAACAGCCAAAAGUUCUAGAGAAGGAUAUAAUGCUCAUGCUAUUGGCUCCGGAGACUCAACUCCUUCUACGGUUUCAAAUUACGGGUACGCCGAACAAGAGCGAUCUAAGAAAGAGGACGACGAAAAGGUUAAUGGUGUGAUGGAAGAAGAACCUGGGGUAUCAGUUGAGGAUGAAGAGGCAGUUGCUGUUCAAGAGCAAGUGAGACAAAUCAAAGCUCAGGAGGAAGAAUUUGAAACUUUCAACCUAAAGAUUGUGCAUAGGAAAAACAGGACUGGCUUCGAGGAGGACAAGAACUUCCAUGUAGUUUUGAAUUCUGUACUAGCUGGGCGUUAUCAUGUCACUGAGUAUCUUGGGUCAGCAGCCUUCAGUAAAGCCAUUCAGGCGCAUGAUUUGCAUACAGGCAUGGAUGUUUGUGUGAAAAUCAUUAAAAACAACAAGGACUUCUUUGAUCAGAGCCUUGAUGAGAUAAAGCUUCUGAAGUAUGUGAACAAGCAUGAUCCAGCUGACAAGUAUCACCUUCUCAGAUUAUAUGAUUACUUCUAUUACCGGGAACAUUUGUUGAUUGUAUGUGAACUCCUCAAGGCAAACUUGUAUGAAUUCCAUAAGUUCAACAGAGAAUCUGGAGGGGAAGUCUAUUUCACAAUGCCCAGAUUGCAGUCCAUUACAAUCCAGUGUUUGGAAGCACUUCAAUUCCUGCAUGGUCUUGGCCUUAUUCACUGUGAUUUAAAGCCUGAGAAUAUAUUAGUGAAAAGCUACAGUAGAUGCGAGGUCAAAGUCAUUGAUCUUGGAAGUAGCUGUUUUGAGACAGAUCACCUGUGCUCCUAUGUCCAAUCUAGAUCAUACCGUGCACCAGAGGUCAUCCUAGGCCUUCCAUAUGAUAAGAAGAUAGACAUUUGGUCACUUGGCUGUAUCUUGGCAGAGCUUUGUACUGGCAAUGUUCUCUUCCAAAAUGACUCACCGGCAACUCUACUGGCCAGAGUUAUUGGAAUUAUUGGUCCCAUCGAUCAAGAGAUGUUAGCUAAAGGGCGAGAUACAUACAAGUACUUCACCAAAAAUCACAUGCUUUAUGAACGGAAUCAGGAAACAAACCGACUAGAGUACCUGGUAUCAAAGAAAACAUCGUUGAGGCACCGAUUACCAAUGGGAGACCAAGGUUUCAUUGAUUUUGUUGGGCAUUUACUUGAAGUAAACCCAAGGAAGCGUCCUUCUGCAUUAGAGGCUCUGAAGCACCCGUGGCUAUCAUUCCCUUACGAACCCAUAUCAGCCUAACCUGACUAUACCAACAUAGUCUGCCACAAGUCAGCAGCAACCUAUUGGAAAAUAUAUUUUUUUCCUUUGGCCCGUCCAGUCUCCUCCCCUCGAGCUUCAAGUGGCCUCUCCGCAUACUUGUGAACGUGCUUUGGUUUCUUGCUAGUGAUAGUUUGUACUUCAGUCAGUCCCAUUGUUGUUCCCCCCUAUUUCCAAGUUGUAUCUUAAUCUGCGACCGAUUAAUCGAUGAAUGUAGUUUUGCACGAAAAAGAUAUGUGUAUUACUAGGAAGUUUCAUCUUCUCUUUUUGUUGUGCUAUAGCCAAGUUUGGUUUUUUGUUCUAUUUAUCGGGUCGGGGGUAGGGAUAAAUCUUUUGUUGUAUAUGAUGCGGGACGAUUGUUACCUUUCAGAUUCUUUUCCUUUUUGGGUUGUUAGUAAUAGCAUCAUCAUGGUUUAUGGAAAACUGAAAUUGGCUGGUCCUGAUUUUGGUGGCUUGGCAUUG
This is a messenger RNA of Linum tenue, 4358 nucleotides long. The record is from the annotation of a GenBank genome assembly. Lineage: Eukaryota; Viridiplantae; Streptophyta; Magnoliopsida; Malpighiales; Linaceae.